Amphiprion ocellaris (clown anemonefish) is the source of this 4343-nucleotide messenger RNA. RefSeq names its product ATP-binding cassette sub-family C member 4-like. Lineage: Eukaryota; Metazoa; Chordata; Actinopteri; Pomacentridae. Gene Ontology annotation, biological process: transmembrane transport. The record is from RefSeq and is a predicted model, not a curated record. Gene Ontology annotation, molecular function: ABC-type transporter activity; ATP binding; ATP hydrolysis activity. Gene Ontology annotation, cellular component: plasma membrane.
AUGUAUAAGACGUUUCUGCUGGCUGCUGUGCCCGGCUCUGCUCCUGCCCACUGCAUCAUCAGUGGAAAUCCUGCCUCUGCCUCUGGAUCUCCCUGCCCGUCUCUGUCUUGCCAGCCGCCUGCCGGACCUCCGCAUCUCCCUCCCGCGAAGAGGAUCGGCUUUCCUCCCGGCUCGUCCUCCAGACGCCUCCGCCGCUCUCUGCCGCCUGCCCGCAGCGUCGCAGAGCGUCCUCCCGGACUGCCGGUUCCUGGAAGUCUGCCCCCCCUCCCCCCCUCCCCGUCCUUCCUUCCUUCCUUCCCUGGUCACUGUUGGGUGUCCAUAGCCAGAAAGCUGAGCCGCUCGCUGGCUGCUGUACGUCCAGUUCGAGCCGUGAGCCGCUCGCGAGCCGUUACUGGCUGUUACCGUGGCUGCCGGUUGCUCCCCGUUCUCUCGUGGUGGACAAAAUUUACUGAUUGGCGGGCCGCCGUUUGUCUGGAGCUGUGCUGGCUACACGGGGUCCCAAACUUCCCACCUGUUGCCAGCCUUUGUGCGAAGGCUAACAGUUCCCACCUGUUGCCAGCCUUUGUGCGAAGGAGUCACACGGCUGUUCUCACCGACAGCAGAAUCCACACAAUGAACGAAGUGGUGUCCGGAAUCAGGAUAAUAAAGAUGUAUGCCUGGGAGAAACCCUUUGCUGCUCUGGUCUCUGACAUCAGAAGGAAGGAGAUCUCCAAGAUCAUGAAGAGCUCCUACCUGUGAGGUCUCAACAUGGCCUCCUUUUUCUGUGCCAGCAAGAUUAUCGUCUUCGUCACCUUCACCCUCUAUGUCCUUUUGGGAAACAAGAUCUCGGCCAGCCGUGUCUUUGUGACGGUGUCGUUGUGCACAGCUGUGCGACUCACCGUCACACUCUUCUUCCCCAAUGCCAUUGAGAAGCUGUUUGAGAGCCGUGUCGGCAUCCGAAGGAUUCAGGAGUUCUUGCUGCUGGGUCAGAUCACUAAAAGCAGCGCUAAUCUGCCAAAGGAUGAGAAGAAGGACGCAGGCGUGGAGGUCCAGGAUCUGACCUGCUACUGGGACAAGAGUUUGGAUGCUCCGUCUCUGCAGAACGUCUCCUUCUCUCUGAAGUCAAAUCAGCCGGUGGCUGUAAUCGGACCAGUGGGAGCUGGAAAGUCAUCCCUACUGAGCUCCAUCCUGGGAGAGCUUCCAGCUGAGAAGGGGGUGCUGAAAGUGAAAGGUCAGCUGACCUAUGCUGCCCAGCAGCCCUGGGUUUUUCCCAGAAGCAUUCGCAGCAACAUCCUGUUUGGAAAAGAGCUGAACCCCCAGAAGUAUGAAAGAACCAUCAGGGCCUGCGCUCUAAAGAGGGACUUGCAGCUGCUCCCUGAUGGAGACCAGAUGCUGAUCGGGGACAGAGGAGCCACGCUCAGCGGGGGACAGAAAGCUCGAGUCAACCUGGCGAGAGCCGUGUAUCAGGAUGCAGACAUCUACCUCCUGGAUGAUCCUUUAAGUGCUGUCGACGCCGAGGUUGGAAGACACCUCUUUGAACAGUGCAUCUGUGGGCUGCUGAAGAACAAACCUCGUAUCUUGGUCACCCACCAGCUGCAGUACCUGAAGGCAGCAGACCAGAUCGUUGUCCUCAAGGAGGGUCACAUGGUGGCAAAGGGAACAUACACAGAGCUGCAGCAGUCUGGAGUGGACUUCACCUCCCUGCUGAAGAAGGACGAGGAGGACGAGCAACAGCAGCCUGCCCAAGACAUCCCUGCCAGGAGCAGAACUCUGUCCCAGAAUUCUGUGCUCUCCCAGACCUCCUCCGUCCAGUCAGUCAUGGAUGGAGACAGUUUGCUGGCAGAGCCGGUGCAAACAUUAGCGGAGGAGAGUCGAGCUCAGGGAACCAUUGGAGUGAGGCUGUACGUCAAAUACCUGAGAGCUGGAGCCAGCAUUGUGACUCUGCUGGCUGCCAUUGUGCUCAACCUGCUGGCUCAGGGAGCAUACAUCAUGCAGGACUGGUGGCUGGCCUACUGGGCUGACGAGCAAGAAAAGCUUGAUGCUCUCAACACCACCAUCACAAAUGCACAAAACGCUACCCAAGAGCUGGACAGAGAUUUCUACCUGGGAAUCUACGCAGGUUUGACCGGAGCCACCAUCAUUUUUGGCUUCAUGAGGAAUCUGGUUCUGUUCAACGUGCUGGUGAGGUGUGCACAGUCCCUGCACAACGGCAUGUUCAACACCAUACUCAGAACCCCCGUGCGCUUCUUUGACGUCAACCCCAUCGGAAGAAUCUUAAACAGAUUUUCAAAGGACAUCGGCCAGCUGGACUCCAACAUGCCAUGGACUUUUGUGGAGUCUCAAGCAAGCAUAAGUUAUGGCAACUGGACUAACCUCGUAAUGCGCACCUUGUGGUCAUCAAAGGAGUGCCCCUUCUCCUUGAGGUGGAGGUGGACUGCUGAGUCCUGGCCUGUGGUCGUGGCCCUCCUGUGUUGUGCCAUGCGCUUGUGUAAUGGCUGCUUAGUCUCUCCAAUGUACAGCGAUGCAGGACUUUGUAUUGCAGUGAAAAUUAACCCACACUGUCUCUUCACUGCUUGUCCUGCAGCUCGGAGUCCCGUCUUCUCCCACCUGUCUUCGUCUCUUCAGGGCCUGUGGACGAUCCGAGCCUUCGGGGCUGAGGAGAGAUUCCAGAAUACGUUUGACGCCCAUCAGGAUCUACACUCAGAAGCGUGGUUCCUGUUCCUGACCACUUCUCACUGGUUUGCCGUCCGCCUCGAUUUCAUCUGCGCCGUUUUCGUCACCAUCACCACUUUCGGCUGCGUGCUGCUCCGAGACCAGCUGGAUGCCGGCUCCGUUGGUUUGGCUCUGAGCUACGCCGUCACUCUGACCGGCAUGUUUCAGUGGGGUGUCAGGCAGAGUGCCGAGGUGGAGAACAUGGUGCAGCUGAAGUCGGCGGUGGAGGAGCUGCCCGGUAAGUUGGAGACGGUUCUGGCUGAGUCGGGCUCCAACUUCAGCGUGGGUCAGAGGCAGCUGGUGUGUUUGGCCAGAGCCAUCCUGAGGAAGAACCGCAUCCUCAUCAUCGACGAGGCCACGGCCAACGUGGACCCCAGGACCGACGAGCUGAUCCAGAAAACGAUACGGGACAAGUUCAGAGAAUGCACCGUGCUCAAACUAACCCUCUUACCGUGCCUCAACACCAUCAUAGACAGCGACCGCAUUCUGGUUCUGGAUGCCGGGGAGAUCCACGCCUACGACGAGCCUUACAGCUUGCUUCAAGAUCCAAACGGGACCUUUUAUAAGAUGGUCCAGCAGACGGGCAAACAGGAGGCUGCAGCUCUGCAGUCGGCAGCUGAGCAGGUUUACUCCAACCGAAGCCGUGCUAACGUUCCAAACGGACACGCAGAAACGGCAGACGGUAACAUCGUAAUCUUUGAGACGGCUCUGUAAGCCGAAGAAGAGUCUCUGCUCUGCCAGAAGCCUCAGAGAGCUGCUGGGCUCGUCCACCGGUCCACCAGACAGACGGUGAGGAGACGCAUCUCAGGACCUACAGGGAGGCUGCAGCCUCAGUGAACAUCUGAGCCAAACAGUCUAACGCUGUUUGUUGGAGCUCACAGACCUGAGAAAUCACUGCUGUACAAACUGUUGAAGCAGACCAAUAUUUAUUAUCUGCUGCUUCAUAUUUAUCAUGUUGAAUAGCUUUCAAAUGGCCGCGUAAUCCUUAAAAACCAAGUGCCUUAUUUCAAGUUUGUGUAAAUUUAACCGUUCAAAGAAUAUCUGUAUCUGUGAGUCCAGGUAGCAGAGAAGCAUGGAAUCAGCGACUAAAUCUACCUGAGGUUGCUGCUUAAUCAGUCACAGCAUUUGGGUUCCUUUUCCACGAAUGUUCGUCGUUCAGACCACUGUGAUGUUAGUCAGGUAUGUAUUCUACAUAGGACAGAAAAGCAGCUGAUCACCUGAGGACGGCUGCGAUGUAGCUAAAGUUUUACCUCCAGCUUAUAGGAAGAUCACUGCUCUGACUAAAGGAAAGUGAGUUCAUUCAGACACGAGACUGACGAACCUGAAGACACAUUUCACUGCAGCAGCACUUUCUGUGUUAGAUUUCAACAACAGUCUGUUCUCAACACUGAUGUCUUUGCCUUAAACUAAUCCAGACACACAUGUACCGGACUUUAGAAACAGUCUGAAAAGGAGUUUCUCGUACAGAUGCUGUGGUCCUUGUACUCCCACUCCACUGAUUUAAGAGCUUACAGGGAGGAGGGAAUCUUAACAGCUGCUACAGAUGAUGUGGAGUUUGUUGAAUGACUUUGAUCUGUUCACACUUGUUGUAUUAACUGCAGAUUUGUACAUUUGUUCAGUCAAAUUCUACAUAAAAGGCGCUUUAAACAACA